CUCACUUGAUCGCUCUUGGUGCGUGCGCGUGCGUAAACGCGUAACGUCUGUGCGCGUGUGUCAACUAGUUGUUAGCUAGGAGCUAGGAGCUAGCUACCCAGUUAGCUUCCUGAAACAUUUGAACACAGGCUCCGUUUAUGCCAAGAAACGUCCGCCGGCCGCCAUGAGAGGAGGGCUCCGCUCCCGCUGCACGGCCGUCCGCCUUCACGCCGAACACGACGCGGGGCUUCCAGUCUGCGACGACAAGUUAACCAACGGCAACAAAAAAUGAACGUUUUUUCUUGCAUUCAGUGGGUUACCGCGCCGAAAAGUCACUCUCCCGAUUACCCGACAAGGAUUAGGCCGGAGCGCGGCACAAGAAGAACACGCGAGGACUCUUGACCUCCACUGAAGUCUACGUAUCCGAGACGCCGCGCUGCCGUCCUUGAUGAAACGGUCUCGGUUAACCUGCCAUCCCCAAUGGAAGUGCCAUCGUAGACAUACGAUACCGUUGCUUGAGCUGCCGCACAGUUCUGUGAGCUUCAGCGUUCCAGCUCUCGGUUGAACUUGAAGGUGGAGAUGGGUUCCCAAGCUCUUCAGAUAUUGCGGCAGGGCGUGUGGGCGUCGCUCACGGGAGGCUGGUACGUGGACCCGCAUCAGAGCACCUUCUCCAACUGCUUCCACCUCUACCUUUGGAUAUUUCUCCUGGCCUUCCCCUUCCUGCUGUACAUGGCUCUUCCUCCUGGCCUGGUGAUUGCAGGCGUGUACUCUGCCCUGGUGGCGGUCUUCUUCACGGCCAUCAAGGUGGUGAACUACCGGCUGCACACGAUGUUCGACCUCGGGGAGAUCGUGGAGAAGAAGCACGCCUCGCUCACAACCGAAGCCCCAAAGACGGACGAUGGAGACGACGGUUCGGGCGGCCACGAUGGGAAUCAGCGCCGGGACAGUCACGUCGGCGUAGAGAUGACGGUGUUCCGGAAGGUCAACUCGACCCCUCCGGUGCGCUGCAGCUCGCAGCACUCUCUGUACGGAUUGAACCAGGUGUCGGAGUUCUUGCCCCAGCUGCAGGAUACAGGAGGCACUAACGAUAUCAAAGAGCUCAUGCGGGAACAAGGAAGCAUUAAUGUGAUCGUUACAUCGGCCCACCGGGAGAUCCUACGCCAGAGGUCCCAGGACACCAUUCGGGGUCCCAGUGUGACUCAGUCCUGCAUUGCUGCUGCGCUGGGAGGAGACUUCCCAGGUCUUAUGGGAGUAUCUGGAAUGUCAUCUGGAUUCGGAGACCCUGGCGUCUGCUUGUCGAUCCCCCCCUCACCCUCCAGUCAAGAAGAUGGAGGCGACAAGGAACCGAUGCAGGAGUUGGAGGAGUUGCCAGAUCGACCGUCUCAGCAGAGCCCCGAGGACAACGGGUCGGGGGCUUACUCUCCCCUGGGCCCCUCUGCUGGGUCCGAGAGCCUGGGGGACACGCCCCUCAGCCCCCUCAUAAAGAGCAGCUUAAGCGAGGAGCUGAGUGAAAACCUACUGGGUCUGGGCCUCGGCCCCGUGACGUUUGCGCCCGGGACCGAGCACCCGGGCAGCCGCAGCGGGGUGGCGCUCGCCGCCGGAUCCACGGACAGCUGCUUCAGUGCCGGCGGAGGGACCACAGACCGCGAGACUCACAGCACCGUGAGCAGUUACCGCAGCGAGAAAACCGACUCCACUCGGCUGGAGAGUCCUUCGUCCAGCCGGCCGGGGCCCGCGGACGGACGGGCGUCGGCCUCGGCGCCGGCGACGGGUUCCGACGCGCCGAGGCCCUCGGAGGGUCCGGAGGGAGAGGGCGGCAGCGACACGGACAACCUGUCGGACAGCGUGCUCCUGCGCUCCCCGUCCAAAGACUUCUCCCUCAGCCGGCGGCUCGACAGGACCCUCGUCGAAGGAGAGGAUCUGUCCCCCGCGCCGCCCCGCCCCCUCCAGAACUCGUCCCCUUCGAGCAGCGGCCGCUCGGAGGUUUGCGAUUCGGACCUGAAUACCUCGGUCCCGCCUCUACCCCCGCCGCGGCACGCCAAGCCGGGGGCCUCGAGGCCGGCCCCGGGUCUCGUGUGCUCCGAGCCCGCUCUGCCCGUGUCCUCCGCCCCCUUUUCACCAUCCGACCCGCAAGCCCAGCAGGUCGUGCGCCCCAAAGACUUGAAGCUGCUGCGGGCCGGCGGCGGCGGCGGCAGCGUGGGGCACCGGCCGGGCCGCCGGAAAGCUCCGCGGCGGCGAGCCGGAGCGGGAAGCAGCAGCUUCGACUGCGGCUCCUACAGGCGUCACCGGCAGCACCGAGAUUACAUCCCGGUGCGCAGCCGCCUGGGCGCCAAGGCCUACAGCGAGAGUCUGUUUGAGGAUUCCAGCGACGACGACGACGACGACGGCAGCGACAUGAGCGCCGGCUCGAGUCUCGGCUCUCAGCGCCGAUACAGUUCAGACGACGACGACGACUCGAGUUCCUCGACCUCCUGCUACUCCCCGGACCUCGCCGGCGCUAAGAUCGCGGCUCCGCUCCCCGCCGCCGCUCAACCGCCCGCCCCGAGGGAAGGGGAUCUCCCCGACGCCGCCGCUCCCUCCCAUCCCCGCGCCGCUCAGCGCUCCUCCAGCACCGCCAGCGCCGAGACUCACGCGCGAGUGCUCAGCGUGGACGAGGCGGGCGGAGGCCAGGGCGACGCGGCGGCUCCGCCCUCCACGUCCACCCCGACGCCCCGCGGCACCCUCACCGUCUCCAAGUCGGACCUGGAAGCACGCGCCGGCCACACGGACGGCUUCCACCACCAUCACCACCACCACCACCGGCUGGAUUCUCUGGGAGGCUCUUGGACCGGCAACCAAAUGGGCUGGAGGGCAGACGAGCUGGUGGAGGAGGGCGCUGUGGGCGGAGCCGUGGCUCCGGAGGAUGGCGGCAAACACGACUCGGUGACCAGCGUGAAGAGGACCCAGGCCAUCCGCAGAAGGCACAACGCCGGGAGCAACCCGACCCCUCCCCCCUCCACCAUGGGCUCCCCUCCCAGCCUUCAGGACCUGCAGCGGGCUCGCACCUCCUCUCACUCACGGACCCGCACGCUCCCCUCAGCCUUACAGUUCGCCUCCUCGCUCCUGCUGCUCCGCAGCGGCAUCCACGAGGCCUCCACCUUCGACGACACAUCCGAGGGGGCGGUGCACUUCUUCUAUGACGAGGGCGGAGUGAAGAGGUCCUACACAUUUGGACCUACUGGAGGUGGUUAUGAGGACCCGGUUCAAGAAAGGGAGAGACAAUCCCAGUCGUCGAGCUUCACCUCCACCGAGGUCCAGGAAGGGGCUCCGGUCCUGUCCAUGCUGCAGCCCAGACCUGUGGUGCUACAGGGCAUGCAGGUGCGCAGGGUGCCUCUGGAAAUGCCUGAGUUUGAUCUGGAUCACGAGUCUCUACAAGAGUCCCAGGAAAACACUCUGAUGAUCGAGGAGAAAGCCAAACCCAAGCAGUACUAUCGCUUCUGGGUGGUGCCUGGGAGGUGGCUGAGGGUCCGAUACGACCGGCUGGCUCUCUUGGCUCUGUUGGACAGGAACCGCCGUGUGGGGGAGAACGUGUUCGCCGUGGUUCUGGCCAGUUUGGUGGCCUUCCUGGGGUUCCUGCUGCUGCUCCAGGACUUCUUCAGGGACAUCUGGGUUUUCCAGUUCUGCCUUGUCAUCGCCAGCUGCCAGUACUCUUUACUGAAGAGUGUACAACCCGAUGCGGCGUCUCCCAUGCACGGCCACAACUGGAUCAUCGUGUACAGCCGACCGGUCUACUUCUGCUUGUGCUGCGUGAUGAUCUGGAUCUUUGACCUCUCCGGGCGCUCCGGCAGCCUGCAGCCCUUCUCCCUCUACGGCAUCACCUUCUUCUCUGCACAUUUCCUGCUCUGCGUCAGGGAUAUGCUCAUCGUGUUUUCCUUGUGUUUCCCGGUCAUCUUCCUGUUUGGGUUGCUACCUCAGGUCAACACUUUUGUGAUGUGUCUGCUGGAGCAGAUCGACAUGCACAUUUUCGGUGGAACUGCCACAACCAGCCCCCUCUCGUCUCUGUUCAGCCUCAUGCGCAGCGUGCUGGUGGCUGCCCUGCUCUAUGGGUUUUGCCUCGGUGCGAUCAACGCGCCGUGGGGGGAUGCCCAUGUGCCAGUGCUGUUCUCUGUGUUCUGCGGCCUCCUCCUGGCCUUGUGCUACCACCUCAGCCGCCAAAGCAGCGACCCCACCAUCCUGUGGUCGCUGGUCAGGUCCAAGUUAUUCCCAGAGUUGGAGAACCGAACGCCCGAAGACCCCACGGUGGAGAUCAAGGACCCCCUUCCCGAGAAGCUGCGUAACUCUGUGAAAGAGAUUCUUCACUCGGACCUCGUCAUGUGUCCCCUCAUGGCCGUGAUCACCUUCGCCAUCAGCGCCAGCACCGUUUUCAUCGCUCUUCAACCCGCUCUGAGCUUCGUCUUGUACACCCUGGCCGGAGUCGUGGGCUUCAUCACACACUACCUGUUGCCUCAGCUCCGCAAGCAGCUGCCGUGGUUCUGCCUGGCUCACCCCGUGCUGCGCUCCCGAGAGUACAGCCAGUUCGAGGUCCGAGACGCCGCUCAGCUGAUGUGGUUUGAGAAGCUGUACGCGUGGCUUCAGUGCGUGGAGAAGUAUAUCAUCUACCCGGCCGUGGUGCUCAACUCCCUAACGACGGAGGCUCGAACUGUGGGCCAGAACCACAAAGAUCUGGAUAUCUACAGCCGAGCUCUGUUCAUCUCGGUGGCGGGCAUGAAGCUGCUGCGCUCGUCUUUCGGCGCCCCGUCGCAGCAGUACGUCACGCUCUGCUUCACCGCGCUCUUCUUCCAGUUUGACUACCCGCACUUCUCGGAGACCUUCCUCAUCGACUACUACUUCAUGUCCAUCCUCUUCAGCAAGAUGUGGGACCUGCUGUACAAGCUGCGCUUUGUGUUGACUUACAUCGCCCCCUGGCAGAUCACCUGGGGCUCUGCCUUCCACGCCUUCGCUCAGCCCUUUGCUGUUCCCCACUCUGCCGUGCUGUUCGUUCAGGCCGUCUUCUCCGCAAUCUUCUCCACGCCUCUCAAUCCUGUCCUCGGUAGCGCCGUGUUCGUCACGUCCUACACCAGACCCGUCAAAUUCUGGGAGAGAGACUACAACACAAAGCGUAUCGAUCAUUCCAACACCAGACUCGCCACUCAGUUGGACCGCAACCCAGGUGCCGAUGACAACAACCUGAACUCCAUCUUCUACGAGCACCUGACGCGCUCGCUGCAGCACAGCCUGUGUGGAGACCUGCUGCUCGGCCGCUGGGGCAACUACACCACGGGCGACUGCUUCAUCCUCGCCUCCGACUACCUCAACGCUCUGGUGCACAUCGUGGAGAUUGGCAACGGCCUGGUCACCUUCCAGCUGAGGGGGCUGGAGUUCAGAGGUACCUACUGCCAGCAGAGGGAGGUGGAGGCCAUCACGGAAGGGGUGGAGGAGGACGAGGGCUGCUGCUGCUGCGAGCCCGGCCACCUCCCCCACAUGCUGUCGUUCAACGCGGCCUUCGGGCAGCGCUGGCUGGCCUGGGAGGUCGCCGCCACCAAGUACGUGCUGGAGGGCUACAGCAUCAGCGACAACAACGCCGCCUCCAUGCUGCAAGUGUUCGACCUCCGGAAGAUCCUCAUCACAUAUUACGUCAAGAGCAUCAUCUACUACGUGAGUCGGUCCUCCAAAAUGGACGAGUGGCUGACCAACGAGACGAUUCAGGAGGCUCUCCGGCCUUGUCUCGGGUCCAACUACGUGGACAGCGACCCGACCUUCAACCUGAACAUCGACGAGGACUACGACCACCGGGCCUCGGGCAUCACCGCCGCCUCCUUCUGCAUGGUUUACCUGGACUGGAUCCAGUACUGCAACAGCCGGCGCCAAACGCCGGUGCCGUGUGAAAGAGACUCUCCUCUCGUCAACCUGUGUUUCGGGCUGUGCAUCCUGGGCCGGCGAGCUCUGGGCACGGCCUCUCACAGCAUGUCUGCCAGCUUGGAGCCGUUUCUCUACGGCCUCCAUGCACUCUUCAAGGGAGACUUCCGGAUCACGUCUCCCAGGGAUGAAUGGGUGUUCGCCGAUAUGGACCUGCUGAACCGAGUCGUGGCGCCGGGCGUGCGGAUGUCCCUCAAGUUGCAUCAGGACCACUUCACGUCUCCGGACGAGUACGAAGAUCCGACGGUUCUGUACGACGCCAUCACCGCCAACGAGGAGAAGAUGCUGAUCUCUCACGAGGGGGACCCCGUGUGGCGCAGCGCCAUCCUGGCCAACAAGCCGUCGCUGCUGGCGCUGCGCCACAUCAUGGACGACGGCAGCGACGAGUACAAGAUCAUCAUGCUGAACAAGCGGUUCCUCAGCUUCAGGGUCAUCAAGGUGAACAGGGAGUGUGUGCGCGGGCUGUGGGCGGGGCAACAGCAGGAGCUGGUUUUCCUGCGCAACCGCAACCCGGAGCGCGGCAGCAUUCAGAACGCCAAGCAGGCCCUCAGGAACAUGAUCAACUCGUCGUGCGACCAGCCCAUCGGCUACCCCAUCUACGUGUCGCCCCUCACCACCUCGUACGCCGGGGGCCACGGCCAGCUGCACUCUGUGUGGGGGGGGCCCGUCAGCCCGCACAACAUCUACAGCUGGCUCCUCAGCAGCUGGGACAGGUUACAGAAAGGUUGCGGCGCCGGCUGCAACAGCGGCGGCAACAUCGAGGACUCUGACUGCGGCGGCGGCUCUGCCUCCAUCUCCACCAACCCGGCCGUUCACACCACCCAGAGUACCCCCGCCUCCGGCCUCCCUCAGCCACACAUCAGCACCGUGCAGCCCUUCAUGGGUACUGAUAACCCUGUCGGUCCGACCCAGAGCUGGCCUCACCACCCCCAGCCCCUCCCACUAGCGCUGCUCAGCCAAUCAGAGGGCAGGAUGGAGGCGGGGCUGCUGACGACCCUGCAGCGGACGUCCUCCAUCCAGGGCCUCUUCGGCCAGCAUCUCUCCAGCUCCCAGCUCUCCUUCAGCGGCGCCGUGGCUCCGCCUUCUCUGCCCGGCUCGGAGCGCUUCUGCUUCCUGGAGAACUCGGGCCACCGGGCGGGCCCGCGGGCCGGCGGCGGGCUGCACUACGAGAGCCACUUCAGCAAGUGGAGCUUUUCGGGCCGGAAGGGCUUCAACGGACCGGCCGCCGCGGCGGAGGGGGAAGGAGGAGCCGCGCAGACCGUCCGCACGCAGCCCGCCCCUCCAGCGCCGCUCCAGGAUCUGGGUCUCACUCGAGACCCUCUGGGGGCGGCUCAGAUGAUGGAUCCGGCCCUGCUGACCGCGGGGGACCCCCCCGCCCCCCGAGAGGAAUCCACAGAGCUGCCUUUACUUGCACACCUGCGCUGAGGCACCGGAGAACCCCAAGUGACACGCCUUGUUGGAUCAGCACCGGGGGGCCCGGCCCGGACCCGACUCGGUCCAGCGGCCCUGAUUUGACUCGACGGCCCACUACCGCACCGCGGGGGUCCGGCGAUGAGCUCAUUUCCUGUCUACUCGUCGGCCACCGGACUCCGAGUCGUUGCUCCUGGCGCCGGACUCGCUCUUCACUCCGGCACCGGGCCCUCGGUGUCUCUGUGGAGCGCACUUAUUAAAAUAAAAAAAGGGAUGUUUUGCUGGAUUAUUUUUCUAUAUUUGGAGAAUAGAACAUCUCUAACUUUCUGUUACUUGACAUCUGCAGCAGUGUGUGUGCGAAACCGAUCGCGACAACAACAACAACAAUGCGACUGCUGUCGGUGCAAAAGCAGGAGAAGUGGAAACCACGACGGGCCUCGUGUCGGCACAUCCUCACCGGGCCGACGCACAACUGAAGCCUCCGCUCGCUCUGCACACUGACCAUCUUCAACAGAAGGACACACACUCACACACACACACACACACCAACACGCCGUCCCCCGUCUCCUGGCCCGGUUCCUCCAGAGGUGCCUGACGACAGCCACACUCGGCGGUUCUGUCCAGGAGAACGAGUCCUCUCCGUCCCGCUGGCCUCCUGAAUCACGAGCAGCCGGUGCGUAUUGAUCCGGAUCAGGGGGGGGGGGCGAUUCCAAUCAAUGGAAAUGGUGUCGAUCACAAACACACACCAGGAGUGUCGGACACUUCAAGCCUUUUUUAGUUUUUUGGGGGGAGUGGGAUGUCCUCUGUUUUAAUACUUGAAGAAUCACGAGUUCCUCUGUUUAUUCUCUUUGGAUGACGGAUCAAUAACGGCCUCCGAUCACAUCCGAUCAGCUCAUGACUCAGUAUAAGGGACCCUCCUGUUGCUAUACUACUGCUUCUGCAUCUCCUGCUACGACUAAUAUACCCACCUCCUCCUCCUCCUCCUCCACCGCUGCUGCUGUUUCCUCCACUCUAGAAUCCAGCGUUUUAGUUGGACAUGAAAAACAAAGUUUAAUAAAUACUGAAAGCAAAGGUGGAAUAUUUAUUUGAUUUAAUAUCGUCUCAGAUCUCCUUUAACUGCGUUCCGUCAACAUGGUGAUGUGAUGUAUCCGAUUGGAAAUAUGCCUUCUGUCCACUGCCCCCCCCCCCUCAGUUGGUUUGGUGUCAUCACAUUUGUAUCGUCUCACCAGUGGCUCUUUUUCUUUGUCUUUCUUUUUUUUUUUUAUAGUGUAACUGGAAGAAUCCCUGAGAAGUGACUCGGUUGGUUUCUUGACUCUUUGUUCCACCGCAAAAUUAAAAACACAGAUUUCGACCCUAUUCGGCCCCCAAAUGUUUCCCCUGAUCCAAUGACGUGCCCCCCUCCCCCCCCCCACAUCUUGUCUGCAGUGCUUGAAUGAUGCUGACAUGACAUUGUGCGACACUAAUAACGUUCCCCUCUAGGAAACCUGAGAGGAGGCCGGCGUUCUCAGCGUCUGUCAUUUAAAAUAAAUUGACUUCUUCGGCAGGAAGACUUUUUUUAUUGUUCAAAAUGAGGAAACACGAGAGGGAGAUAUUAAAACAAGGGUCACGAUAAUACGGCCAUGUGAGCACCGGCUGGGUCACAUGACCUUACAGAAGAUCUUAUGCGCUGCAUGCUGGGUAUUUUCUCACUUUCAGCUCCUCAACAUCUGGACGACACGCCGUGUCACGGUUUUUAUAUCAUUUAAAUCUAAUUUGUUUAACCUUUUUUUUAUUUUUUAAACAAAAUAUUUCUAGCAGCUGAUGUUUCAGUGAAGAAGCUGCGGGGGAAGAGGGCGUCCGCCUCCACCCUCGAAAAACACGCCAGGGACUUUCUGCCGAGCGCUCCCUUUAUCCUCGUUUCCGCGGCAACGGGAGGCUGCGUUUUUCUUUUUUUCUUCGGAAAGCAGUCAUUGCAACAGAUCUGCGCGUCGCUUAUAAGAGAUUAUUAAUCUCCUUAAAUUAUGUACAGCAUGUUUCUUAUAUAAAUAUAUUUAAAAUACAAAUCUAUUUUAUUAUUAUUGGAUUUUGGGUUAUUUUUCAUUGAAGACACUAAGUGGCGGUUUAAGGGAGGGACUCGUGUUUACCCAUCGGAGGGGGGAGGGGCUCUUCCAGGAUUUAAAUACUUUUGCGCAAAAUGUAUCACACCAUCCUACUUUAUCAUUUUAAUAUUUUUUUGCGGGCGGAGUCUUUUAUUUAAGAUCUUAAAGUGGAUGUUCAAUGUUCUGUACAGUUUUUUUAUUGUGAUUUUUCUUUUUAAAUUAAAGGUUUUCGUGUCGUUUGCAAAUCAA
Messenger RNA from Pseudoliparis swirei, 9650 nucleotides. RefSeq names its product pecanex-like protein 3. Bases 559 to 7338 code for a protein of 2259 amino acids. Lineage: Eukaryota; Metazoa; Chordata; Actinopteri; Perciformes; Liparidae. The transcript has 36 exons. The record is from RefSeq and is a predicted model, not a curated record. Gene Ontology annotation, cellular component: membrane.